Messenger RNA from Leptidea sinapis, 1793 nucleotides. RefSeq names its product NGFI-A-binding protein homolog (gene nab). Gene Ontology annotation, biological process: negative regulation of DNA-templated transcription. Bases 186 to 1610 code for a protein of 474 amino acids. The transcript has 8 exons. Lineage: Eukaryota; Metazoa; Arthropoda; Insecta; Lepidoptera; Pieridae. Gene Ontology annotation, cellular component: nucleus. Gene Ontology annotation, molecular function: transcription factor binding; transcription coregulator activity. The record is from RefSeq and is a predicted model, not a curated record.
GCUUCAACAAGCCAACGUCACCGCGACAAAUCAUUCAAAAUCGCGUGAAACCGCGCAAAAAUAUAGAUUAAAAACAUUGAGAAUACAAGCGUGCUAACAGCCUAUAUGAACUUACUCUAUGUUAUUAUUUUGUCACUGGUGCCUUAGAUUUGCGAUGUAAAAAAUAGUGCGUUUUUGGCGGGUUAAUGUGUGUGAGCGAGAAAGAUAAUAUGGAGAGCCCGGGCGAGGAAACGGGACGGACGCAUGUCCCCGCGACCCCGCAACCCAACGGCUCCAAUAAGAUAAUCGGAAGAAACGUGAAUGGAACCAUGGUUGUGACGUCGGCUCCAUCCAACGAAGCUGAGCUGCAGCUGUACCGGGUCAUGCAACGAGCUAGCCUGCUGGCCUAUUACGACACGCUGCUUGAAAUGGGUGGUGACGAUGUUCAACAACUAUGUGACGCCGGGGAGGAAGAGUUCUUAGAAAUAAUGGCUCUGGUAGGAAUGGCUUCUAAGCCUCUCCACGUGCGUCGCCUGCAGAAAGCUCUCCAAGAAUGGGUGAACAACCCAGCGCUCUUCCAAAUACCAAUAGUCCCAAACAUUUGCCCCGCCGAAAAUUUCAUUCAGUGCAACCAAAGACUGCUCAACGUGCCUAUACCCUCUGUAUCGCGUUCGGUGACUUCUCCAGAUAACAACAGACCCAUGUAUAGUCCAUCACCAGGCGCUCCAGAGAAUAGUUGUAGUUCUGCGCCAAAUGUCAGUCCUGUCCAUCAAAAUAAUACAUUUACAAAAAUAAUCCUACCACCAUCCCCAGUAGCUACCACUCCCACAAUACCAAUCGUUACAGCAGCUAGAUCCUUUUCACCUCAAACAACCUGUGCUCCACCAUCUUCAAACUCCAGUCCCAACUCUGUUACAUCUCCAGUCCAACUAACACCAGUUCUGCUAGAUAUUCACGUGCAAAAGUUGGCUUCGGCUGCGGAGAAGUUAAGCAAACAUUUACCACAGUUGGAGCCAAAGCCACAAAAUACUAAAAAGAAGAUGUGUAAGGAUUUAGAGUUAGUUAUGAUGAUGCCAGAGUCAGAUCCUAAACGCAUGGAGGAGAUAAGGAAAUACGCAGCGAUAUAUGGACGAUUCGAUUGUAAGAGGAAACCAGAAAAGCCUCUUACCUUACACGAGGUGAUGGUAAACGAAGCCGCAGCCCAGAUGUGUCGAUGUAUUCCCGCCCUACUAACUCGCAGAGACGAGCUGUUUCCUCUUGCGAGACAGCUCGUGCGGAGAGCUGGUCUGCAUUACUCCAAGCACGGUUUGCCCCCUACCACUUCAAUGGAAGACAGAGAGAGAGACGAAGACGAGGCACCAAGUAAACGAGCAAGACAGGACACCGAUGAGACUCGAACCAGCCCGGAAGCAGCACGCAGUGCGUCUAAUCACAGCUGGUGGGGAGUGAAGACUGAGAGUGACGACGCGGACUCCAGGUGUUCUUACUCCAGCACCAGUACUCCUCCACCUGAUGCAGAAGAAUCGCGUCCGCAAGUGGUAGCGUCACGUGGAGACAGCAUCAUAGCCGUUGCCAACCCUGCGUUGCAGCCUCUCCCUCCACCGCAUCCUGCUAGAAACCACUCCAACUGACACCCAUGAAAGUACUGAGGAGUCUUACAGCUUGAUGGUGGGAAAAUAUCUGCUGGAUACUGCUGCCACGGAAAUAUAACAAGAAACAAAUGAAAGCUGUUGAAGAAACGUGUUCAUAGACGAGUUUUUGCCCUGAAGCUUUAACCCCACUAGAAACUACACCCGAUAUGCCUUAAAAGACAG